UUUGUUGGCACGUUGAUGAACGACCAACACAUUGGGGCUGUGCUUAAUCAAAUAAUAAUAAUAAUCAAUUUAUUUAAAUUAGGCCAGUACCACAGUGUCCCAUUGUGCAGCAACCAAUAUUGGAUUGCGCGAUCAAGGUCAAGUGAACAGCAGCAACAAGCAACGCCGACAGGAUGAGUCAAUACGCAAUCAUUUUGCAACGUGAGUUUCCGGCUAUAGACAAUGAGAUGAAGGACUAUGUUGAGGGCGUCCUAACUGGCAGCGAAGAAGAUUUCGAUACGUGCGAUGACAUCUUCGAUGCGGUGGGCGACAUACUCCAAGGUAUCGAUGGCGAGCGUUCCGAGGAGAAUAUACGAGGGCUUUGUGAUGAAUUCUUCAAUAUCAUGAAGAAUAACGCGAAGAAUGUCGAGCGCAAGGUGCUCAAUGCGCCGGUUAACAUUGAGGAGAUGGCCAAGAAUAUGGAGCGCAUGGACAAGGAAAUGAAUAGUAUUUGGGUGGUCAACAAAGACGGUGGUAAUAAAGUUGACUCCAAGAAGCUGGAGAAAGCGGAGGCCAAACUAAUGCAGAAACAGGAGAAACGUCAGGAGGUGACCAAGUUCGGGGUUGUGCCAGUGGCUGUUAAGUUGCAAACGGCCACCGCUUCUCAGGUGACGAACAAAAAGAACACCAAACUGGAUCAAAAAGGACUCAAUCGUUCCAUGGACAUUAAAAUUGAAAACUUCGAUUUGGCAUUUGGAGAGAAAGUUCUCCUGCAAAAUGCUAAUUUGUUGCUGUCCUUUGGUCGUCGCUAUGGCCUGGUUGGCCGCAAUGGACUUGGCAAGACGACGCUGUUGCGCAUGAUUGCCGAGCGCCAGCUGCAAAUUCCAUCGCACAUAUCAGUGCUGCAUGUCGAACAAGAGGUAGUGGGCGACGACACAUCGGCUGUGGACAGUGUGCUUGAGUGUGAUACGGAGCGUACGCGUCUUCUGACAAGGGAGAAAGAAAUUCUGGCCGCUUUGAACAGUGGGGUGCAGGAUGCGGCGCUGUCAAGCGAGCUGAGCGAAACAUACGCCGCCUUGCAGAAUAUCGAGGCGGACAAGGCUGUGGCGCGUGCAUCUGUGAUACUUAAGGGUCUGGGCUUCGAUGCAGACAUGCAACAGAGGCCCACGAAAUCAUUCUCAGGUGGUUGGCGUAUGCGUUUGGCUCUGGCUCGGGCGCUGUUCUCCAAACCGGAUCUGCUGCUGCUCGAUGAGCCGACGAACAUGUUGGACAUCAAGGCCAUCAUUUGGCUGGAGACUUACUUGCAAACGUGGCCAACAACCAUUCUGGUGGUAUCUCACGAUCGCAACUUUCUGGACACUGUACCAACGGACAUCAUCCAUCUACAUUCCCAGGAACUGGAAGCAUACAAGGGUAACUACGAACAGUUUGAGAAGACAAAGACAGAGAAGCUUAAGUCACAGCGCCGUGAGUACGAGGCGCAACUGGCGCACAGGGCACAUGUACAGGAGUUUAUUGAUCGCUUCCGCUACAACGCUAACCGAGCCUCAUCUGUUCAGUCCAAAAUCAAGAUGUUGGAGAAGCUACCGGAGCUCAAGCCCGUUGAGAAGGAGACAAUUGUAACGCUCAAAUUUCCCGAAGUGGAGCCACUAAACCCGCCCGUGUUGGCCAUCUCAGAGGUCUCAUUCCGCUACAAUCCCGAGGAUCCGUUGCCCAUCUUCAAGGGCGUUAACCUGUCAGCCACUUCGGAUUCCCGCAUUUGCAUUGUGGGCGAGAACGGAGCAGGCAAAUCAACGUUGCUGAAGAUUAUUGUUGGCCAACUGAGCACCAUCCAUGGCAACAUUGUGCUGCAUCGCGGUCUUCGCAUAGGCUACUUUGCCCAGCAUCACGUCGAUCAUUUGAAUAUGAAUGUGACCUGUGUGGGCGUGCUGGCGGAGCUGUUCCCUGGCCGGCCCGAUGAGGAGUAUCGUCGACAAUUGGGCAGCUUUGGUAUCUCGGGUCCACUGGCUCUGCAGAGCAUCGCCAGCUUGUCUGGAGGUCAAAAAUCACGAGUGGCCUUAGCCAAAAUGUGCAUGGCGGAACCGAAUUUCUUGGUACUUGAUGAACCGACGAAUCAUUUGGACAUUGAAACAAUCGAUGCAUUGGGCAAAGCUAUAAAUGCAUUUAAGGGCGGUGUCAUUCUGGUCUCUCACGACGAACGUUUAAUUAAAGUCGUCUGCAAGGAGUUGUGGGUUUGUGGUAAUCGAACGGUGCGCGCUAUUGAGGGCGGCCUGGAUGAAUACAAACGUGAGGUAUACAAGGAAAUCGAAGCUAAUAGUUGAAUUUUUAUUAAUUUUACAAAAAACGAAAUAAGUGAAACAAUUUAGCAAUAAAUUUGUAGUAUGUCAAAGUUA
This is a messenger RNA of Drosophila mojavensis, 2372 nucleotides long. Its product is annotated as ATP-binding cassette sub-family F member 3. Gene Ontology annotation, molecular function: ATP hydrolysis activity; ATP binding. NCBI's taxonomy places the organism in Eukaryota, Metazoa, Arthropoda, Insecta, Diptera, Drosophilidae. The transcript has 7 exons. The record is from RefSeq and is a predicted model, not a curated record. The coding region runs from base 174 to 2300 and encodes 708 amino acids.